Molecule: messenger RNA, 5268 nt
Organism: Polypterus senegalus (gray bichir)
Lineage: Eukaryota; Metazoa; Chordata; Cladistia; Polypteriformes; Polypteridae
Gene: med14
Product: mediator complex subunit 14
Exons: 31
Coding region: 325-4647 (1440 amino acids)
Biological process (GO): regulation of transcription by RNA polymerase II
Cellular component (GO): core mediator complex; mediator complex
Molecular function (GO): transcription coregulator activity
Source: RefSeq, a predicted model, not a curated record
UCACUUCCUGCACCGCAGCAAUGAUGGCGGUGAUGAAUCUUUGAGCUGCUGCUUUUUAUCUCAUUUACACCCAGCAGCUUCAUUUUGCGAUAUUCUUAGAAUUUCCAUGGGGAGUAAAGAUACGUUGAUGUUGUUAUUCGGUAGUAUUAUAAACAACAACAGGAUCCGGUAACUCUGCUUGGGUUUCCCGGUAUCUCUGUAGAUUUGAUUUUUCUAAGGGGUGCCUUUCGACUGCCUCUUUUGCAUCAGUCGCCUCUUAGAGGCGUCCGCCUAGAAGUCAGGUUAGGCAAAGGGGUACAACACGUUUUUGUUUUUAAACCAGAAAUGGCUCCCGUACAAAUUGAAAACAACCAACUGGUCCCCAGCGGGGGUCCCACUUCUGCACCUCCUCCUCCGCCUUCAGGGGCGGCGGCGGGGGCACCAGCACACGGGGUCCGACUGAGCCUUCUGAUUGAAUUCUUGCUCCAACGGACUUACCAUGAGAUCAUGCUGUUGGCUGAGCUCCUUCCGAGGAAGACAGAUAUGGAAAGAAAAAUUGAGAUUGUACAGUUUGCCAGCCGAACCCGCCAGCUUUUCGUUCGUCUGUUAGCUCUUGUUAAAUGGGCUAGCAAUGCUGGGAAAGUGGAAAAGUGUGCGAUAAUUUCCAGUUUUCUGGACCAGCAGGCUUUUCUCUUUGUGGACACUGCAGACAGGUUGGCAUCCUUGGCAAGGGAUGCUCUUGUACAUGCCCGGCUACCUAACUUCGCCAUCCCUUUUGCUAUUGAUGUCUUGACUACAGGAUCUUAUCCUCGUCUGCCUGCUUGUAUCAGGGAUAAAAUAAUUCCCCCUGACCCAAUUACUAAGGGAGAAAAACAGUCCACUCUUCAUCAGCUGAACCAGAUUCUGAGACAUCGGCUUGUUACAACAGACCUCCCUCCACAGCUGGCAAAUCUCACUGUUGCAAAUGGUCGUGUGAAAUUUCGUGUUGAAGGAGAGUUUGAAGCUACUCUUACGGUAAUGGGCGAUGACCCUGAAAUUCCCUGGCGAUUACUGAAGUUAGAAAUCCUAGUGGAAGACAAGGAAACUGGAGAUGGUCGAGCUCUUGUUCAUAGCUUGCAAGUUAACUUUAUCCAUGAGUUAGUACAAUCACGCUUGUUUGCUGAUGAAAAACCACUACAGGACAUGUACAACUGCCUGCAUUCAUUUUGCAUGUCCCUUCAGUUGGAAGUGCUACACUCUCAGACUCAAAUGCUAAUUCGUGAGCGAUGGGGAGACCUGGUUCAGGUUGAGCGGUACAUACCUGGAAAGUGCCUCACUCUCUCAGUUUGGAACCAGCAAGUUCUAGGGAGAAGAACUGGGAUUGCCUCUGUCCACAAAGUCAACAUCAAAAUUGAUGAGAGUGAUGCCUCCAAGCCCUUGCAGGUUUCCCAUGAGCCUCCACUGCCCUCUUCUGACUUCAGGCUAAUGGAACGUGCCAUGAAGAUUGACCAUUUAUCUGUAGAAAAGUUGCUUAUCGACAGUGUGCAUGCUCGUUCCCAUCAAAAACUGCAGGAACUAAAAGCCAUUCUCAAAAACCAUAAUCCUAAUGAUAACUCUUUUAUUGAAACUGCACUUCCUACACUGGUUGUUCCUGUUCUUGAGCCCUGUGGGCGUUCAGAGUGCCUUCACAUAUUUGUUGAUCUUCAUUGUGGAAUGUUCCAGCCAAUGUUUUAUGGCAUUGAACAGUCCACCUUAGAUGAUAUUGAGAAGGCCAUUAAUGAUGAUAUGAAAAGAAUAAUUUCCUGGCUCCAGCAACUCAAGUUUUGGCUUGGUGAACAACGUUGCAGACAAUCAGUAAAACACCUUCCAACAGUUUGUAGCAACUCCUUGUAUCUUGCGAACAUGUCAUCUCAUCCAGUGGGAAAUCUUUCUAAACAGAAGCUCUUUAUCAAACUAACUCGUCUCCCUCAGUAUUACAUUGUGGUGGAAAUGUUUGAUGUCCCUGGAUGUCCCACUGAAUUGGAGUACAAAUAUUACUUCUUCUCAGUGAGUCAACUUGAUGGGGAUGAUGGUCCACCUAAUGCACUUUUACUGCAGCAGUUCAAGCCAAAAGCAAUGGACCUCCUUCUUAACUGUAAGACAGGACAUGGAGCCAAGGCAGGAGAGAAGAGGAAGCUGUCUGGUGACCAGGGUGCUGUGGAGCCCAAAAAACCAAAACGAGCUGGUGAAAUGUGUGCUUAUAACAAAGUAUUGGCUCAUCUUGUAGCAAUGUGUGACAGCAAUAUGCCAUUUGUAGGGCUGCGUUGUGAGCUUUCAAACAUGGAAAUCCCACAUCAAGGGGUUCAAGUUGAAGGAGACAGUUGUAGCCAUGCCAUUCGAGUUCUGAAAAUUCCCACCAGUAAAGGCAUCAGUGAAGAAACACAGAAGGUAUUAGAGCGAUCUUUGCUUGACUGCACUUUCCGUCUCCAGGGAAGGAAUAAUCGCACCUGGGUGGCAGAGUUAAUUUUCGCUAACUGCCCUCUCUCUAGUACCUCCUCAAAGGAACAAGUGUCUACUCGACAUGUUUAUCUCACUUAUGAGAACCCACUGUCAGAGCCUGUUGGAGGUCGCAAGGUUGUUGAGAUGUUUCUUAAUGACUGGAAUAGUAUUGCUCAGCUUUAUGAGUGUGUCUUAGAAUUUGCACGAUCACUGCCAGAUAUACCCCCAUACCUAAAUCUUUUUUCUGAAAUCCGACUAUACAAUUUUCGUAAGUUGGUACUGUGUUAUGGAAGCACAAAGGGAAGCUCAAUUACAAUUCAGUGGAAUUCUGCUAUGCAGAAGUUCCACAUAUCUCUGGGAACAGUGGGGCCAAAUUCAGGCUGUAGUAACUGUCACAACAUAAUUCUUCACCAGCUUCAGGAAAUGUUUAACAAGACUCCCAAUGUGGUACAGCUGUUACAGGUACUAUUCGAUACCCAAGCUCCUCUCAAUGCCAUCAAUAAGCUGCCUACUGUACCCAUGUUGGGUUUGCCCCAGCGGACAAAUACAGCCUAUCAGUGUUUUUCCAUUCUACCGCAGUCGCCAACACACAUUCGUUUGGCCUUUCGUAAUAUGUUCUGCAUUGACAUUUACUGCCGCAGCCGUGGAGUAGUGGCUAUCCGUGAUGGAGCUUACAGCAUGUUUGACAACACUAAAAUAGUUGAAGGUUUUUACCCUGCUCCGGGAUUAAAGACAUUCCUGAACAUGUUUGUGGACAGUAACCAGGAUGUACGAAGACGGUCUGUAAAUGAAGAUGAUAAUCCUCCCUCUCCUAUAGGUGAAAUGAUGGACACACUAAUGUCUCAGUUGCAACCUCAGCAGCAGCAGCCAUUUACAAAGCAGCCUGGAAGUACCAGUGGUUACCCCUUGACCUCACCUCCCACUUCUUACCACACUGGAGUUGCUCCUUCACCUUCAAUGAUGCCCACCCAGUCUCCAGGGAACAUCCACGCAGCAAACUCGCCUAGUGGCGCUCUGCGGGCCCCUUCACCAGCUUCGUUUGGCCCUACCCCGUCUCCCUCAUCUCUGGGGAUUUCAAUGGGGCAGACUUCCAACUUUGCGAGUCCACAUGGGACUCUUGAUCCCAGUUCACCUUAUGCCAUGAUGUCUCCAAGUCAACGCCCUGGAAACUGGCCUGGUUCACCUCAGGUUUCAGGCCCCUCACCAGCAGCACGAAUACCUGGGAUGUCACCAGCAAACCCAUCGUUGCACUCACCAAUUCCAGAUGCAUCACAUUCCCCACGAGCUGGAACAAGCUCCCAGUCAAUGCCAACUAACAUGCCUCCACCGCGCAAACUACCUCAGCGUUCUUGGGCAGCCUCCAUCCCAACCAUCUUGAACCACAGUGCCUUGCAUGUUUUGUUGUUACCCUCACCCACACCUUGCCUUGUGCCUGGGUUGGCAGGCAGCUACCUCUGCUCCCCUCUUGAGCGUUUCCUGGGCUCUGUCAUCAUGAGACGCCAUUUACAAAGAAUUAUACAGCAAGAACCCAAUCUGCAGAUAGUAAAUUCAAAUGAACCUGGAGUGAUCAUGUUCAAGACAGAAGUUCUGAAAUGUAGAGUUGCAUUAAAUCCUAAAACAUAUCAGACACUACAGUUAAAGGUGACUCCAGAGAACACAGGACCUUGGUCCCAAGAGGAGCUGCAAGUUCUGGAGAAAUUCUUUGAAACAAGGGUUGCUGGCCCACCUUUUAAAUAUAAUACAUUAAAUGCCUUCACUAAACUGCUGGGAGCACCUACUCAUAUUCUCAGAGAUUGUGUUCGGAUUAUGAAACUUGAGCUGUUUCCCGAUCAAGCUGGCCCAUUGAAGUGGAAUGUACAGUUCUGUUUAACAAUUCCUCCCAGUGCACCUCCUAUUGCCCCACCAGGGACAAUUGCAGUAGUGCUAAAAUCCAAAAUGCUGUUCUUUCUCCAGUUAACUCAAAGGUUGCCAGUCCCUCAGGAUCAAAUCAGUAUAAUUGUGCCUAUUGUUUAUGACAUGGCUUCUGGCAUGACCCAGCAGGCUGACAUCCCACGGCAACAGAGCUCAUCUGGUGCUGCAGCACUCAUGGUUAGUAGUAUCCUGAAGAGGUUUCAUGAGAUGCAUCCUCCUCGCCAGGGAGAAUGCACAAUAUAUGCUGCAGUGCAUGAGUUGAUGGCAAAUCUUACACUGCCUCCUGGUGGACGACCAUAGCAUUCACUUUCUCAUUGAAAUGAAGCCUAGAAAAGGGACUUUUCAUCAUCAGAUACAAGACUUUUGAAUUUCUUGUUUUUUCAACUUGUUUGUUUUAACACAUGAACUGAGCUGAACAGAAGCAAACACAGAUUGGAUUUCCAGUCAUAAAUUAUAUUAAAGAGCUAACAAACUUUCGAUUUAUUUUUUCAGAAAUGCACUUCUUGAGACAAUAAAAUGAUGUAAUAAUAGUAAAAAAAAAAAGUUUGUUUACCUACUGUUGUAUAGUGUUUUAUAUAAUGGGUUUCAAGGAACAUGUAGUCCAAUAUGGAGGACUCUUUGCAAUGAACUUUAUUCAUAGCUUACUUUUUAAUUUUUAUACUGCAAGAAACAAAUAUUAAGGUAUUGGAAAUGCUUCCUUUAGUAUAUUAUGUAAAUGUCUUUUUUGAUGUAACAGUCUAAAUUAUUUUUUUUCUUCUGUUAAGCCUGUCACUUUUGAAUACUGUAAAACUGUGACAAACUUUAUAAUGAAGCUGUAUUUUAUAAUGACUGCUUUGAGUCUUUACAGAAUGAGUCUGUUGCUUGCCUCAGACAAAUAAUAUUUAAUAAAUAGAUAAAGAAAUGUCUGUCAAAUGAAUUGCA